This is a messenger RNA of Fulvia fulva, 1149 nucleotides long. RefSeq lists its product as uncharacterized. The record is from RefSeq and is a predicted model, not a curated record. Bases 1 to 1149 code for a protein of 382 amino acids. The transcript is spliced from 4 exons. Lineage: Eukaryota; Fungi; Ascomycota; Dothideomycetes; Mycosphaerellales; Mycosphaerellaceae. Gene Ontology annotation, cellular component: plasma membrane. Gene Ontology annotation, biological process: intracellular protein localization.
AUGGACGAGGCGCGAUCGCCCACGCCGAACCAUGAGAACCGCCAGAGGCUGCCGAAUCUCUUCGAGGUGCUGUCGCGCCGUACACUCGCUCCAGUCGAUCUUUUCUCCUUCUACAUUUACAUGCGCGAUGUCCAACGCAGCGUCGAUUACCUUGACUUCUGGCUCGAUGUCUCCCAACACAUGUCGCUAUGCCGACACUACGUCCGCGAAUUACGCCGAUCAGUCCUCAUAUCCACACCCGAACUCGACAAAUCCGGCUCGAAGCGGUCAUCGCAGGUUCUCGACAACUACAAUGGCAACGGCCUCGAGCGAACCUCCUCCGAGCAGGGCCCGAGCGGUGCCUACAUCCGCGAGAAGUCGAACGACAGGCAAACACCGGAUCAGCGACUGUCUGCUUUCUUGAGGAACGACAAUGGCAGUGGUCACAGCCCACAGAACAGCACAGGAAGCAGACAGUCGGAGGGCAACACUCCCGGCAGCGAGCAGCCACCGAGACCCAGCUUCAUGACCGGACUGUCGAAUUCUCCCAUCGUAAACAGCAACAACAGUCCCGAGAACCGAGUCGCGCGUGCCGACAUUCGAGCCUCUGCCGAGAAGAUCCUGUACACUUUCCUUCUGCCCGGCGCAGAACGUGAGAUCAUUCUACCACAAGGAAUUCUCAACGACAUCACUCACGCAAUCGAGCGCGAAGGCCGUGACGAUCCAGAGGUGUUUGACGGAGCUAAGGACUACGUCUUUCAAGCCAUGGAACGCGACGCAUUCCCAGGCUUCCUCAGGCAGAAGGCACUGGGCAACAUUGUGCAGCCUUCGUUGAUGCUGCGUCUGAUUGUCGGCCUAGUCUCGAUGUUUGCAGCAUUCUGGGCUGCCUUCAUCCUCAUCUUCCUGGACAAGAACAGAGCCACCCGAUGCUGGUUGAUCCUACCCUUCACAGUCGGCAUAUAUCUCCUUGCGUCACACCAGUACAUGCUGGAUCCCCUCCUUGCUUUGCUCGGUUUGAGCGAAUAUACCUUCUUCAGCUUCGCGCGGAUAAAGGAGCCAUUCAUCAGGAGACUUCUGAUAAAACGAGCUCUGAUGAGUUUGAUGUACAUCCUCAUCAUUGAUGUUGCUGUCCUUUGUCUUUUCAUCUUUGUCCCAGGAAAGCGACUCUGA